AACAUGACUUACGUCGGAUUUUUACCAUCAUUUCUGCCAUGACAUAUUAUUUUAAAAGAUUUUUACAUCAACCAGGAGACAGACGACUUCAGAAAAUAUUUUUUCGAUGGCUUUGAUGGAGGAUAAGUUUGCGUAUCCAAGAAAGAGGUAGUGCUUGAUGAAACGAUGGCAACGCAGACAAACGCUGUAGUUAAGCUGAUUUUUAAUCUUUAGUGUUAAAUUUUGUUUUGAACAACCAACAAAAAGGUUGUCUCGUGUUUUUGGUAGCAAUUUAUGACCUAUUUCUUUUUACUUAUGGCAAUAGUAAACCUGUGGUUGGCAUAUUUAGAAAAAAAUAGAAGUCCUAUGCAGUUUCAUCGACCGUAAAACUGCUGUAGUUCGACUACUAUUAUUUAGCUUGUUUAAUUUAUGUCUAAAGUAUCUAAUACGUUGUGUUUCCACAGGUCACUAAAUCAACAUAAUCAAUACUCCAAGCCAAAAUCUUGUGAUUGUCAAUAAUAUUAUAUUUAUGAACUUAUCAUUGUCAUUUCGCGGAGCUAGAGCCCAGUACAACCCCAGUGAUUUGCUUUUGGUCUCAAACAAAGGGCUACUGAAGCCCUAGCAUAAUAUUUAUGGGGAGUAAAAGCAAACUGGUUACUAGACAUUUCAAUUCAAAGUUGUUUUGAUCCAAGUUAAUUUAGUUAAGGUGUAAAUAGUUUCACAUACUCGGCUUGAAGAACAAAGAAUAAUCACCCCCAAAUGUUUUUCUAGCUGAGGCGCAAACUAUACACGUCAAAGUGAUCCAAAUUCUUGUGUAAUGCACCUAUCAAUGUAAAACCCGUGGGGGGUGAUUUCGGGCAAGGGGUGGGGAUUUGACAAAUUUUAAAAUUUUUUGAUCAAAUUCCCCAGGGUGGGAAACAAAAGGUCAAUCAAAAGUGUCAAAAGAGACCCCACCCCAGGGAAAAAAGUCUAAACAAACAAUACUAUAAUACUAUAUAAAAUGAAUAACAGAACAUUUCAAAAGUACAUUCUUACUACUUUUAUUUAAGGUUAACGUAAGCUCCAUUAAGUUACUCGCUGUAAUUAAGUAUUUUCUCUCUCCACUAGCAUUUCUUAUUUUGAACAACAACAUCACUCCAGGAAGACUGACCGUUCUAUUAUAAUAUUAAUGAAACGUAAAAUGCUUUAUAACAUCUGGUCAACAUGUCGGAUCAGUGACUCGUAAAAAAUCCUCUGACUUUCAUGGUGGAAUUCAAUUUCAAUCGAGUUUUACAAUCAGAUGGGAACUUGAAGAUAAAAACUUUCUUAAAAUAGACUUUAUAGACAGUUUAAAGUAUCGGAUUAUGGCGAUUAAAACAAAUGAAAACUUCAUACCUUUCUCCAACAGCGUGACUUUCAGAAAGCCUCGAGGAACAGACCUGGUAACCGCUUCUGAAUUGAUACCAGGAAUACCAGGCUUCUGUCGGUCAAAGUUAAAUGUCCCGACCCCGCGGUUGCUUCGCACGAUCAAAAGCCCGACAGGGGGAUAGUCUCAGGCAUCAAAUCCCCUCCCCUUGCCCGCACUCCUCCCCUGCCCCCCCCACAGGAUUUACAUUGAUAGGUGCAUAAUCUCGGUGCUUGAGGUCGUAUCAAAACAACUUUGUAUCGAAAUGACCAAACGGUUUCCGAGCAAACUUAAUCAACCUCCCCAGAGGAAGAGGUGCCAGAAUUUAAGGUGAUAUUUAUUGGCCAUUGAGCACGGUCCCUGUAGGGGAAAUUUGUACCCGAUCAACUGGGGAUGGCUCAAGGCCACAGCAGAGGGCUAUACUUAAGAGUAAGCAGGUAGAUUACCUUUUUCUUUUGUAUCCUUAUUUGGGACCAAAUAUGUUCAAUGCCCCCUUUCCCUUGGGGGGAAAUAAGUACUCCAAAGCCUUGUUUGGAUUAUUUGUCUGGUUUGGAUUAUUUUAGCCAUGUUAUCUUUUUGGGGUCAAAUGAAGCUUGUACCAUGUCCAGUUUGGUCUUUUUUAGAGGUUUAACCCAUACUUUGCCAAUUUAAAGCUACAACAGCCAUGUAACUUUAACAAAAGCAUUAUGCAAAUGAGCAAAAAUCCAGAGAACUUUGUUAACCCAUUUAACUCUAUCUGUACUUGUCUCUUUAAGUCUAGGCAUGGAAGAGACUCCACUGACCCUUGAACAGGUUGAACACAUUCCUACAAUCCCUAGGGAAUUAUCAUCAGUACGAAUUCGGGAAUUUGAUGAAAGUACUGCUAACCCUGAGCCAAUUGUGCAGGAUGACGAGGCAGAUCAUUUGCUGGAAGAAUUUCUCUCACCAGCAAAACUGGUAAGUGUGUGAUGAAUAACCACAGUAUUUUUAAGAACUUGAACUCCAUCAGUAAUUUGUUUAUCACAAUUAUGAGUCCUUAGAGGGGGUAGGUGUGUCCAUAGUCUGAAUUUCAAAAGUAGUUGUUUCGCAUAUUGAGGAGGGAGCCAUGUCCCUGUCAGUAUUUUACUACUAUUUGCGAUUUUCUCUGUCACUGUUGCAGUGUGAACCUAUCGUCAUGUCGCUUGUCGCCAUUUCAUCUGUCUUAUGUCACUGUUUCAAGGCCAUAUCACCUGUCAGAAUUUUACCCUAAAAGGUCUCAACUACCACCACAAGUUAUUGACGUAAAAUAUGGGUGCUUUAUUUUUUGGUAAUUUGGCUGAUUCCUACCAUCUGUUCAGUUAUAAGAAACAUUUUGCCAAUUAAAAUCACUUAUAGGUAUAAACUGGUCUUAUAUCACCAUAAGGUGAGUAACAUUUACAAACUGCACUGUUGACUAAUAUUGUUAUUUUAUUAUUGUUUUGUUAUUUUUACUUUUCAUCUUUUAAAGAGAUUUCUGACCGGCAUGAAGAAUCUAGAUGAGGUUAAAUAUCUUGAAAUGAAAGUUGAUACAAGAGAUAAUAGUCUUGGAAAUUUUGGUAAGAAUUAGUAAUUUAUUUCUGUCGCUUAUGCAACAGGAACUUUGCACCAAGGUUAUGCAAAAUAAUCUUUUACCUUCUUGACUUGUUUUCUUCAGGUGCUUUACUACCAAACUUGGUUGAGCUUAAGUUGACCAACAGCAUCAUAGCUACUAUAAGGUAAGUCUAUAGCUUACAUGCAUUGGAUUUAAUGGAACCAAGCUGAAUAUUGUGGAAUUGUAUGUAUUUUAGGGCUGGCACCCUACUGAUGAACAUUUACUGCUUUUAGAAAUUUCCAGAGAAAAAAUUGUCUAUUUCGUAGUCUGUGCAAUUCAAACUGUUGUACUACUACAUGAGAAAUUUCUGCAAUUUGAUUGGCUCAGAGCUGUGGUAUUUCAGCUUAAUUUGAAAUACCUACAUGUGAAAAAACAAACCUUUUGUGAGUAGUAGUAUAAACAAAUAAUAGCAUGAUUUGUACUUGAUAUUUGGCAUAAAUACCACUCGUGAUAUUUCAAAAUUGUCUUAAAUGUCACUCGCCUAAUGGCUCAUGAAAUUACGUAUAACUAUUUCUAAUUAUUACUCGUGGUACUUAUGCCAAAUAUCACUUCAAAUCAUGCUAUUAUCUAGACAAAUUUAAUAAUGAUUUAUGGCAUUUGAAUAGAAAUUGUGUAAAAGUUUUUAGGUACACUGUAUUAUGCAUACAGUUUUUAUGGUGUCAUGUACAUUGAGAACUGCUUAUUGUGCCCUGCUGUUGUAUAAUAAUACCUUUUAAGGCCAAACAAUUCAGCGUCAAAAGAGUUACUUACAUGCUGGUUAAUUUGAUUAAUUAGAGACCUUGGUACCUCUUUGACAAGUCUAAGGACCCUUUGGAUGUCAAGGUGUGGUCUGAUUGAAUUGGAUGGUAUCAGUUCAGUCUCGUCAUUGAAGGUAAAGACGUGAAUAUCACUCAGGUACUUGCCAGGCCCCAGUUGUUCAAACAUCAGAUAGCACUCUCCAAUGGACAAAUAACUAUCUAGCGGAUAAGUCUUAGGGAAACCAAUUGCAUAUCCACUGGAUAGAGAUUUAUCCAGUGCAUAGUGUUACCUACCUUUUGAACAACUAAGUCCUGGGCCCUAAUGUCUAUUGGAAAAGGGAGCUUAAAAAGUUACUUGGGCAGCAAGAAAAUCUACUUGUCCUGAACAACCCACUGGACUUUUCUCAGCCCUGUAAAAUACAUGUAUGAUAAUUACCAAAAAGGUCUUUUAUUUUCUCUGGCAAAGACAUUUAGUUGAUAAAUUUCAAACUUCCGAGCUAAAUUUUAAAAAAAAUCAAAUAUUUUGCUGAAUCUCUUGAACUUCAUCAGCAAUGUCAAAUGUCAGGUACGUAAGAGAAAGGAAGUUAGGUAUUCCCUCCCAGCCAUUUACAAUCCUCUCCUGGGAAUACGUAACGACCUUUCUGUUACAAUUGCUGAUGGAGUUGGAAUGAUUCGCAUGAAAUAUUCAAUUUUGUUAAUAAAUUUAGCUCUGAGUUUUGAAAUUUGUACAUUAAAUUAAUUUUAGGAUAGUAGUUUAGUUGCAAAUUUAAAUAUAGUCGGAAGUUGGAUCUAAUCUUUUGCUCAGUUUAAAUUGGUACCAAUUCUACAUUCCAUUUUUGUAGGAGUUGUAUUUGGCCUUUAACGACAUAGAAGAUGUCAGCCCCCUUAGCAUGCUGGAUCAGUUGGAGAUUUUAGACUUAGAGGGGUAAGAAAAGUACUUAUGCUAAUGUUAGUAGUAAGCAAAGGUUAGGGAGAGUAGGCGAGGUCGAAGGAUGAGAUUGCUUUCUUUACAUUCCAUUAAUUCCUAGUCAAGGUCCAAACAAAUGCUGGCUACAUACAUGCCAUGCAUGCGUAAUAAUAGCAAGCUAGAGAUUAGGAUCUCAGGCUUCUCUGGUUGCCCGCAAGUACAUCAUAUAGCAUUCUUGACACAUUAAAGUAAUACAUUGUAAAGGCCGUACCCAGUACAUGUACAUUGUACUGUAUAGAGCGGUUUUCACUUGACUGUCGAAAGGGAUUGGUUUUGGUUUUGGUUUUGGUUUUACUAUGCCCUUUGGUUGGCUAGUUUAUUUACUUUGGUUUUGGUUUUACGACAGUCAAGUGACAACCGCUCUAAUAAUUUAUUGUUACACAGUAUAAAUUGUAGAGUUCUCUAAUGAUAUCAAUACUUCAACCACACUAGUCUCAUUUUGUAAAAUCUCCCAAACCCUAACUCUAAUAUGAAAUGCAGUUAAUUAGAAGAAGAAUUAUUUCUUCCUUAAAGUUAUUAUAUUUUUAUUUAGCUUACCUCAGGCUUGAAAAUGUUGAGGUCUAACAAAGAUUCUAACCUUGACCUCUUUGGUGAGAAAACUAAAUGCUUUCUCCAGUUAACCCUAUCACCAACUAAAUUAAUAUCAAAAUAAUUCUGUCCUGUGUAGGAAUAAUGUGAGUGACAUAGCACAGGUGGAGUUCUUGUGCCUGUGUUCAUCACUGAAUAUGCUGACAUUAGAGGGUAAUCCAAUUUGUUCAGCUCCACACCCAGAGGCUUAUUUUUCUGUGGACAGGAGGUGAGCUAUGCCCAAAAUCAUAUUUUCUCAACAUUCCCCACUGAAAUGGAAAGAGAUGGUUAUAUAUAUUGAAAAAAAACUGUCAAGCUUAGUAAAGCUGUGCCUAAAAUGGAAAUUUCUGACAAAGUCAAUAAGGGUCAUAAGUCAAAAACAGUUUCCCCUAAUUUAAUUGAAAUGAUUCAGAGCUUGGGUAACCUUGAGAGAUGAUAUGAAUAUUUAUGAAGAUAGCUGCUUGGAAAUGAUUUAGAAAAUGAGAAGGCUGGAUUUGGAAACCUGUGCAUAGCUCUGGAAAAUUCCUAGCUAUGCACCACCCCAAGAUAAUUUUUUUUAUUGUGUAUUCAGGGCUGUAGUUAAGUUUGAAGCAGCCAUAGUGAAUGAAUGUUCAUCCGAAACAUCUCACAAAAAAAUUGAUGGUGUCAUGCAUCUUUAGCUGUCAACUUUGAUCACCCAUGACAUAAAGACUUUAGUGAGCUCAGCUGUAACAGGUGUUAUAGUUUACGACACUUUUUGACAGCUCUAGUGCAAAAUUAAUGUCAAACAAAAGUUCAUAGUAGACUCAUGACCUAUCUCCUAUUCACAAAACACUUUUAUAAGAUCAGUGAAGCUACAUCAGACUAUGAAAAAAGUAUAAGUAAGAUAAAGGAUAAUGGGAAUCCUUUAGUGGUCCUCUUUUUCUUAACCCUUAAUUUAAACCCCAAGAUCCACAUACAAAUUCUCUAGACAGAUCUCCAUAAAUUUCUUUUAAGAAUAGCUGAGAGAAUUUGGCUUAAGGUCAAAGCAUUCUCCCUUUGGCAAUCAAUUUAGUAAUUCUCAUAACCUUUACUCUUGAUGAUCUGCUGAUGCUGUUAGGAGAAAAUUGAUGUUGGUCACUCUUGGGACCUAAAAGGUUAAUAGCCUGUUGCUACUUUGCAGGAAAUAAGACAGUAUCAUUAUCGUGCUGCAAUCCAUAAAGCUGUUCCAAAUGUUAGAAUACUGGAUGAUGAAGCCUUUUUGGUGGAAAAAGUAGGUGGCCAGUUGGUGAUUCGAGAUCCCCCAGAAUCACACAGAGCUAAGAAGGUGCCAGAUCAUCUCAGGACUGACUGGCAACUUGUCAGUGAAGGGAUCAAGGCAAUUAACGUUGAUGAACAGGAAGACAGUGCAUGUAGGUGUCUUUUUGGACAGUAUUUAUACCAGUGUGGUCGGUUGCCUGGGACAUUAAAAUUAUUAUACAUGUUUUGGCCAAGUUACUACCACUACACAGGACAUAUUUUGUGAUGCUGUUUUGACCUCCUGUUUGCUGAUUAGCUGUGCACUCUACAACCCAAUAUUUUGGAUAGUUACAAAUAAUUAUUUGUUUAUUCAGUUUUAGUGAAUUAAAACACAACUCAAGCAAUAUCAAAAAAUGCUUGCGUUCAUUUUUUGAUCUUUCUGAUUAAUUUUAUGAUAAUGGGUUUAUUUCUACAUUUUUAACCUUUGAAAAAAAUUUAUCUUCAAUUCUCUGUUUGACUACUUUAAACUGGUUGUGCUUGAACAGUUGAUAUAGUGAGACCAGGCUCAGCGUCCUCCGUAUCAAGACAAGAAAGACCUUCCAGUGCAAUGUCAAAAAGACAGCGACCUCCAACAGCAUCAGGGAAAAGACCUUCAAGUGCUAGGGGACAACGUCCUGGCUCUGCUGGAGGUAGGUGUUAUUCUACAACUUUUGCUCUCAACCAUUUAAUUCCUAUAAUCAAUAAUCAUAAUACCAUGAUUAUUAUGUUAAAGGUAUAACUAAUGAGUUUAACAUGUGCAGGUCUUUUACAGUCCUUUACAAAGGUAUUAAUCAAUUUUCAGUAUUUCAGAAAAUAAAAUUAGGGAUUGAUAAAACAGAUUAACAUUUUAUUCUGGUUAAAAAAGGGUUUGCAGGGUCGCUAUUCAUGACUUUGGGAGUGGUGAGACUUCAGUGGCUUUCCACAAUGACUUAGUGUUAUGUAUACAGUGUGAUGAACUGUUGUUUUUGUUAACGUUUUUUGUCCGGGAGUCCAUUUAAACAGACUCCUGAGUGGAGAAAGACAAUGAGGUGCACAGUGUCUUUUUUAAGGCAGUAUUGAAAUAUGGAAAAUAGAAAACAGAUCCUAUUGUAAAACAUACAUUGGUACAUUUACUUGUACAUCUGUUAUGUACAAGUAAAUCAAGUCUCCCCAAUUAGUAAGGCACUGUGCCUGAGCUAUAAGACAUGAGACUUUAAUAAGGCUCAUUAUUAUUAUUAUUGUGAUUCCUUGGGUAAACUUAAGAUUCCUGUUUUCUUGUAGUUAUCUGGUUAUUUAUCUUUUAAUGUUGUACCUCAGGGAACCCUGAACCUGUUGGACCUGGAGUUUUUCAACAAGAUGACAGUAGUGAUCUCACUCAUGGUAAGCUUCAUUUUAUGAUCUAGUUCCUUACAAAUUUUUGAGUUGUUUUAGAGUACAGCUGUUUAGUUACAGUUCCUUGAUGUCUUCUUGCUUUGACCAGGUUCCAGCCAAGUCAUCUGUGGGAAUAUAUCAAGAGCUUUGAAGUCAAGGCAGAAGGUUUGGUUUUUGGUCUUUGGUCUUCUUCUGAACAAAUUCAUCUCCCAGUGUUCUUUAUUGGGAUUUUCUGGUUUGCUCCUUUUUGAAGCAUUACACUAGCAUCUGGCACUUUAUUUCCAUGUUUUGAUAGGUUCAGUCUGGUCUUCCUGACUGGGAAUUAAUUUUUGCUUUCUUUAGCAAAUGCACUAGCUUUUAUUUGAGCAAAAAUACAGACAAGGCAUCGUCUAAAAAUGAAUCGCUGUUGUCAUUGUAAGGAAGUACAAUAAUAAUUAUUGUACUGGGAUGAUCGUGUGGUUAGUUAGUAUUUUUCCCCAUCUCCAGAGUCACUCUCUUUUCCAGUGAUGCAACUAGCCCCAGACAUUAAAACCCAUGUUUGUGAAAGUACAUAAGUUUAUUAUUUUGAUAGUGGAGUUGAUUUUUGCAGAUUUGGUUUUUACAGUAGGAAUUUUUUUUGGUGUUUAAAACUAUGUUGCAUACGUUAAAAAAAUCAAAAUGGAAAAUACUAGGACCCAAAAAAAUAAACUUCAUCAUGACUUCUGUAACUGUGUUAUUAUUUCAUGGAAACUGUGUUUGUUUCUAAGCUACUAGCAUCCCAUGCAGAGGGGAUUGUGAGAAUACUCUCAUAUUGCUCCACCUCCGUUGCUUAGGACAGAAAGGCUCAAAAACCAUACCGGCACAUCUUCGUAUAGGUCAAUGCAGGGCCGUAGCAAGCCUUUAGAAACUUGGGGGCACAGAGAUUUUAGUUAGCUCAUUGUAGUUGAAAAGCAGAGGGUUUUCAGUCAGGAGGUCCCACUAGACUGGUCUCUGUAUCUUAAAACCAGAAAAUGUUUUACCUAGCUGCAGAGACAUCAUUCUUUCAAUACUCUUGGAUUUUUUUUAACUCUUGAAUUUGUAUUUUCAACUUUUAUGCGUGCAUGUUUUGAAUUUUUUGGGGCAAAAAACUGAGGGUGGCACGCCCCCCUGUCCCCUCCUCAUGCUACGGCACUGGCCAUACAGGGGAGUACACCCCGGGGGCUCCAUCAAGCACACAUGUAGUUCUGAACUAUAAUAUCAGCAAGCAUAAUCCCAGCACUGUCAUCCAUACGUUUCUUAUGGGACUUAAUUGAUCUUAAUUAGAAGAAUUUGUUGAAGCAUUAAGACAGAAGUUGGUGAUCGUUUUUUCUCAUGAUCAUUUUGUCGUAUACAUCAGUAGUAAUCGAAAGGAUAAAUUAGAUCAGAUCUUGUCCCUAUUAGCGGUGUAGUCAGGUGUAGUGUUAACCUUUAGUGGUUGAAAAUCUUGAAUCAUUCGGGACUUUAAGAUGCCACGACAGCGAUGGCAACGAGAACGUCAAAAAAUCAAUAGGCUGAAUAGGCAAAACAACACCUCUGCACGUGCAUCACGCUUUUUUGUACAUUUCUCUGCCGUCACUGUACGACUACGACGGGCGAAUGUAUAAUUUCACGUUUUAUGGACGUAAACAAGCGACGGCUAAAUUUUCUUUCUUUUUCUGAACUUGAAUAUGGUUCUUAGGAAUUUCGCUCAAAGAGAGUUCGCUUGCAUGGAAAAAAGUAAAUGACUUAAGUGAGUAAUUGCUAUAGUGAUUGAAAGAACGCAAAUUCACUUUGUAAGCGACGUUUUCGUGGCCGUCGCCGUCGCCGUCGUAGUAUCUUUAACUCCCUAUUAUGGGCUGUCCUGUGACCGUGUUUGUUGUUCUUAGGCUUUAAAACAACCUAAGAUGCCAGUGGUGACUUUCCGCCUUGAGAGUCCGCGUCUGUUUAUACCUGAAAAAAGCUUCGAGGAAGAAACAGAAACAUCAGCCAGUGCCAGUGAUAUUCUCGAAGAAUUGAAAGCUUGGAGAAAGGAAUAUUCAAAGUAAGGUUUAACUUAGGGCAUGUUUACAAGGAGGUAGGGGACCCCAGAUAGGUGAGGUAACAUGUGGCAGGUCACUCCACUUAUCAUGUUAACGUGGUCAAAUUAAAAUGAGAGAUUAUAUGGACAGGCGGGUUACCUCACCUUCCUGGGGUCCCACACCUUCAUGUAAACAGGCCCUUAAAGGAACGCAACUCCUCAGUAUUCCUCCUCGAUAUCUCUUCUCCGCUCAGGCUCCUGCUCGGUAUUCCAUUAAAAUUAGAAAUAAGUAAAAAGCAAUAGGGUUCACGGUCAUCUCGCCACCAACGAAAUCGCCACCAAGAAGUCUACUCGCCACCACAUAAUAACUCUGCAAUAAUCGACAUUGUUUACUUACAUGGGAUUGUUGCUUCUUCCUCAAGCCCAAAUAUAAGUUUAUCGAUUUUAAUUGACACCUUGCGUCUUACUUCUCAUAAUAAGUUUUGUUUUUUGUGAAUAUUUUUAGACGAAACUGAGCCCCAAACGGCUGAAAAAAAUUUUUUUUGGAGACCGGGCCCCCGCCUUAUCUCAGGGUCUGGAUGACCGCCCCGUUCCCCUGACCCGAAGGUCUGGAUUCCCCACUGUUACUCCCCCAUUACGAUAGUUUACAUUUUCCGUUAAUUUGCUCAUUAUAAUUUCAGGAUAUUAAGCAAUGAAAGGAGUACAACAACUAAUACUGAUGAGAAUUGUGACAAAUCCAGGUAAGGUGAUUUUGUUGUUGUUGCUUGUUUCUAUUUCACACUAGGUGACUGAAAUUGCAAAUAGGCUGCACUUCAGUUCAACUGAAUAAGCUGCCCUCUUCUCUUCAGAUGACUUUGUUCGGCAACCAGAAAAAUGAAAAAAUGCAAGUAUGGUCAAGCCACUUAAUAAAGAGAUUUAGAGUGACGCAUACGGCAAACUACAAACGUGAGAUUCCCGUUGUGAAUUUCUCAGUAUAGAAAAUGAUCAAAUAAAAACAUCCCAAAACUAUCAUUAUGGAUAAAACUGGUGUGAAUCUACUGAUUUUCAUGUAGUUACAAUGAACAGUAAACGACAAACAAAGGGAAAACUUGGUCAAGUGGUACAAGUUUGCCGUAAACGUAACUCUAUAUUUCUCUAAUAUUUGGAAUUUCUUUAGAACUGUUAUUACCUAGAACUCUGAUAACAGCUGAGUUAUUAGAUAUCUGGAUAACCUUGAGAAAAGAAAAUGUACUUGCCCAUGAAGGGAAUGUACCUGAAGCUUCUAUGUUGCAGGUGACGUACACGCAUGUACAGUUUGUGUAUAAACAGUUUUUAAAGACUGUUUACAUGUAGGUGGGGGACUCGAGGUAAGUGAGGUAACCCGCUUAGGUCGGGUGACCCGUCUGUUCGUAUAAUCUCUCAUGUGGUCACCCCACCUAUCAUGUAAACGUGAUCAAAUUAAAAUGAGAGCCAAUUACAUAGAGAGACGGGUUACCCCACCUAAGCGCCGAGGUUACCUGACCCCCAUAUAAACAGGCCCUUAGUGGCUUUAUUAGGCUGUAUACUGGAUAAAACCUGUGUAAAACCUUAAACUGAACAUCCUCUUGCAGUGAAUUACCACCAUCCACCCCCGAACAAGAUACGGGAGCCGCACGACUUUCACCCACCCCACCCACCUACUCACCGUCCCCUCCUUCGAAAACCUCUCGUCGUCCAGGAAGUCCUUCAGCAGUGCGUCGCUCACUCCCUACCCCUCCACUGGUGGGUAGAGAGGUAAUGACCAGACCGAAUACUGCUGCGGACUUUAGGAUGCGAAGGUUAGUAGUUACAUGUGCGUCGCAUUGCUUUUUUUUCUUUAUUUCUCGAACAGACAGAGGGUCUAUAUAAUUUGUUUAUAAAUGCAACAAGCAACAGUACUCCUUUAAUCCUUCAGAAUGUCUUAUCUCUAUUCCAAGAAGUUAAAUUUGUUUGUUUUGAGUGGACAAACUAAGGAGGGAGAAAAAGCAUUGUUCGUUAAAGAGUCAGUGAUCCAACGAAAUAUCGAGAAUUUGACUCACGUACGUUUUAUUGCCAAUAAACAUGGAGUAGCUUUAAUCUGAGGUUAACUCUGUUGAAAUAAUGUUAUAGCUAUUUUUGCCUGUUAUUUGCUUUUACAGUGGAAUGAGACGUUGUUUCGAGUAAAACUGUUGAGGUCUUUAUUGCGUCCAUUUUGAAAUUACUAGUCAUUCCUGCAACCUGAUUGGCUCUCGGUAGUGUGAUUUAUCCGCGAGUUGCGCUGUUUUCCCUCUAAAUCACAUUUUUUUUAAAUCGUAUAAUUUGUGCUCUAAAUGGCAUUUCCAUUUCGCAUAAAUGAGAGGUGUUUUCGGGUAUCUCUUGUUCACAAACCGGUUACUGUAUAUUGUCUAAAUUGUACAAUUUCAAAUGGCUGGAAUAAAAUUGUAAUUGAACUUCGUGCCUUGCAAUUUUGGUCUGAAAUCAUAUGUGUAAUUUCCCUGUUAAAAUCAAAAUCACUGUGCGCCCGUCCGAUUUUGAAACCACACGUAUGAUUUCAGACGCAGACUCCCAAUGAAAGGGGAACAGCCCCCUCUUAUACCUACCCCUAAAGACGCCUUUCGAUGUAAUCAGUUGCCGCCUGCUUAAUCUUUUUCUCCUUUCUUCAAAUUUUCUGGAGAACCCUGAAUUAACCUUCAAGUACAAUAAACAUGUUAACAGGAAUAUUUGUGUUGUAGAUUCCGUCAACUUUCUGGCGAGACCAGUGUGAAUCAGUUAAAGCUUCGAGCUAUGCGUGCAGAUGAGAGUUAUGACGUAGACAAAAAUACGUCGACGCCUUGUCUGGAUUCCAGACCUUCUCCCGCUUUAUCGGUCGAAGAGGACUCGGAACCUCGCUCUUCCUCUGCGCCUGUACGUCUAGGCCGACAAACGAGGUCAGUUGAAGUAGAUAAAACAUACUAUUCGUCAAACCAGCAUCUCCUUUAUUUCUGGGAUUGUCAACGUGCAAUUUUGACUUUUCUCUCUGAAAUGUUUUGUAGUAUUUUAUGUGUUUGUUAGCUCUUUCUGUUUGGGCGAGCCAAUCUUAGUUUUACUGCAGUUGUCAAUAAUAAAUAUGUAACAUUUUUUCUUUUUUAAUUGUAGCUGUAUUAUUUUUUGGUACCUGGAUUUUGGAGACAAAAACAAACUUGAUUUGACAUGACUAUAUCCUGGUUGAUUUUAGCCUUCGUGGAAGGCGUCAAAAGGGGAGGGAGAAAGGAGGGGAGCUCCUUGCCCGGCCCCACCCGUUUUGCGCUUUAAUUUCCAUCCGUCCUUUUGGGCCGACCACGCAGGCUACGUUAAUAACGAUGACCUUGAAUAUCGUCGUGUAUUGUUUUUGAGAGAAACACAGAAAAAAUCCUUUAAAUUUAGAGAAGCCUGGGGGUUUGUAACAACCAUAACCAGGAGCCCGUUACCAGGGAAACUACGAGGUCGAAAGUUAGAACCACCUAGAACUGUAUAAAGGAUCUCACAAAGGGUCUCACUCAAAUUCAAAGGGUAUAGGUUUUGAAUAGACCACUUCACUUCACUUUCAAAAUGAGGCCAAGUGCACAACUUUUCUUGUGGAAAUGAGUUUUAUUUGCAUGAGAAUUAAAAACACGUCCCAUAUCAAAGGCUGAGCACUUAAGCUCGUUUUGAUACUGAGGCCCGGAGGAACUGGGAAAUGGCGUAUUGUUGAACAGUUUAGUAAUCGUUGCUUUACAGGGAAACGCCCACAAAAGAUGGCACUAGGCCCCCACGCAAACUCCCCGACCCAACUUUACUGGCACAGAGACCAGGUACAGCAGCCGCUGCCCUACAAAAAAGGAAACUCAGGCCGUAGACUUGACAUUCGAGAUACACGCAGAUAGACGUAUGUGGAGCCUACGUGACGCAGCUGCCUACUAUGUGUUUGGUGCGUAGAGUGAAGCUCUCGGCCUGUCAUUAAGGUUUGCGUAGUAGCUCGAUUUGGUGGUAUUUGAAAAGAGUGACUGCAAAAUGGAGGAAUGUUAAAACAAGUGGAACGUGAUUUCUGCUGGUUGAAUGUGUAUAUAUAAGUUUUUUGUGCACGUGUUAUGUAAAGUGUAAAUAAAACUGUAUUUAUA
Molecule: messenger RNA, 13892 nt
Organism: Porites lobata
Lineage: Eukaryota; Metazoa; Cnidaria; Anthozoa; Scleractinia; Poritidae
Source: the annotation of a GenBank genome assembly